Messenger RNA from Macrobrachium nipponense, 1800 nucleotides. Its product is annotated as tigger transposable element-derived protein 1-like. The transcript is spliced from 4 exons. Gene Ontology annotation, cellular component: nucleus. Bases 1 to 1800 code for a protein of 599 amino acids. The record is from RefSeq and is a predicted model, not a curated record. NCBI's taxonomy places the organism in Eukaryota, Metazoa, Arthropoda, Malacostraca, Decapoda, Palaemonidae. Gene Ontology annotation, molecular function: DNA binding.
AUGGAGGUAAAGUUCGAUGUCGAUAAACAUUCUGAGAAGGGAGAGACGAACACCGAGAUAGGUCGUGCUUUGGGGCUUAGAGGGACGACGGUGGUAACCAUAGUGAAGGACAAGGAACGUAUUCUGAAGCACAUCAAGGAUGCUGCACCAAUGAAGGCAACGGUGAUUAAUGUGAAGCAACGUAGCCAGAGCAUUGUGGAAAUGGAGAAAUUACUGAUGAUCUGGCUGGAGGACCAGAACCAGCGACGUGUUCCAGUGAGCCUAAGUGUGAUCCAGGAGAAGGCUAGAGAGCUGCAUGAGGCAGUAGCGAAGAAACAUGGGGAAGGCAGUGUUAGUGGAGAAUUUUCCGUGAGUAGAGGUUGGUUUAACCGUUUUAAGGCUCGGGCGAUUUUCCAUAAUGUGAAGCUGCAAGGUGAAGCUGCUAGUGCUGAUAGCAAAGCAGCAGACAGUUUUCCUAGUGGUUUGGCUGAAAUAAUUAAGGAUGAUGGUUACACAGCUGACCAAGUAUUUAAUGUAGAUGAGACUGGCUUAUUUUGGAAGAGGAUGCCCAACCGUACAUACCUUUCCAAGGAGGAAAAGUCAGCACCUGGCCAUAAAGCUGGUAACGAGCGACUGACUUUACUCUUUGGGGCCAAUGCUAGUGGCGACUUGAAACUCAAGCCCUUGCUAUUGUAUUUGGCAGAAAAUCCCAGGGCUUUCAAGGGCAUUUUCAAGAGUCAACUCCCUGUCAUUUGGAAGUCUAACAAGAAGGUUUGGGUUACCUUGAUGGUCUUCGAAGAUUGGUUCAAUGACCACUCCGUACCAGCAGUGGAAUGGUAUUUGUCUUCAAAGGGUUUGCCUUUUAAGGUUCUUUUAGUUUUAGACAAAUCCCCUGGUGCCCCUUCAAAUUUGAGUAACAUGCACCCUAAUGUGAAGGUGGUGUACCUUCCACUGAAUACAACAUUGCUUAUACAGCCGAUGGACCAGGGAGUAAUUGCUAACUUCAAGGCAUACUACCUUAGAAGGACAAUACGCUCUGCUUUGAGGGCCAUCGAAGGUAACAAGGAGUUGACUUUGAAGCAGUUUUGGAAGGGCUACAAUAUCACUGAUGCAGUCAGGAAUAUUGCAAGUGCUUGGGACGAGGUGAAGACGACCACUUUAAAUGGGGCCUGGAAGAAACUGUGUCCACAGUUUGUACACAGUUUUGAAGGAUUUGACCGGGCAGAAGAUGUCGAGACUGUGACGAGGGAAAUCAUAGGGCUAAGCAAGAGGCUGAAACUGGAUCUGGAAGCUGAGGAUGUUUUAGAGCUGCUGGCAUCCCAUGGAGAGGAGUUGUCAUCAGAGGACCUCAUUGAGCUGGAGCAGGAGAUGAUUGAGGAGGAGUUAGAGGUACCAGACCCAAAACCCAGGUCAUUAACUGUCAAAGGCUUGUCAGAGGGUUUUACUCAUCUGGAGAGAGCCUUGGUUUCUUUUGAGGGAGAAGACCCUAACGUUGCCAGGUUUGACAGAAUCCGGAGAGGGAUCAUGGAUUUGGUAACUUUUUACAAGGAAACCCUGAAGGAGAAGCAGAUGAAGAAAAGUGUGCAGUCUAGGCUUGACACUUUCUUCCACAAGUCUCCAAUACCACUUCCCGCUCCUAGUCCUGAAGUGAUGGCAAAUCCAGAUCCCCCUGUACUACCUGGACCCUCCGUAGCAGCCCGUCCACCUCUGGUAGAACCCUUUGAUAGUGAUGAUGACCCAGAUGACCCUGAGCCUUUCCAUGGUUUUGAUGUCUCACCCUAUUCAUCAGACUCCCAAGCACCUGCAAAUUCCACUCCAUAG